Molecule: messenger RNA, 4969 nt
Organism: Magallana angulata
Lineage: Eukaryota; Metazoa; Mollusca; Bivalvia; Ostreida; Ostreidae
Exons: 2
Coding region: 101-4921 (1606 amino acids)
Biological process (GO): biosynthetic process
Source: RefSeq, a predicted model, not a curated record
AAAACUUGUGACAUUCAGAUUGAUAUGACAAGACGAGUGGAUUACAAGACUUACAUCAUAGUCAGAUGUAUUGUUAAAAUGGGUUAACCAUAACAAGGAGAUGACGUCACAUAUCCCCAACUCCUCGAUGGGUGAGGAUAUUUGUUGUGCCGCAAUCGGCGAGGGAAAUAUUUUAUUUUCCUGUCUAAAAAUACUAGAAAAAGCAAACAUCAAAAUCACAGCAGUACUUACAGAAACUCAGUCCAUACGAAGUUACUGUGACGAAUCGUGCAUUCAGUGGUGGGAACGAAAGUCCAAUCUUGAAGAAAUUCUCAAGGAUAAACCUAUCCAUUAUCUGUUUAGUAUUUCAAAUCCGCGCAUCCUAAAGGAAAACGAGCUUCAACUUCCAAAGAUUUUGACAAUAAAUUAUCAUGACUCUCCUCUUCCAGCAUAUGCUGGUGUACAUGCAACAAGUUGGGCAAUCAUUAAUGGUGAAACCGAACACGGUGUUAGCUGGCAUAUUGUCGAAUCUGGAAUUGAUACUGGUGAUAUUCUUAAAUUCAGAAAAGUCAAUAUUGAUAACGAGGAAUCAGCUCUUGCUUUAAACCUGAAGUGCCAGGAGGCUGGAAUAAGUUGCUUCGAAGAACUCGUGAAUGACAUUAAAACAAACUCAGUUGUUCGCAAUCCCCAACCAAGAGAGGGGCGUUCUUACUUUGGGCUUCAUGCAAUACCACCAAACCUAGGAGUGUUGUCAUUUGAUCGAAAACCAAAGGACACAUUUAACCUUGCUCGAGCUCUAGAGUUUGGGCACCAUGAAAAUUCUCUUGGUUGUGCCAAGCUUUUAACCUCUACUGAAGAAUUUGUCGUGGUUACAACUGCAGAGGUGGCAUGCAGAUUUCCAACAGAGACCACUAAACCGGGUACAAUCCUUGAUAUUGUCGAUGACAGUCUCAUUGUUAGUACCUUAGGACAACCUCUUCUACUGUCGGUUGCAAAAUUGGACGGGUCCAGUAUUCCUCUAUGCAAUUUUAGAAAACACGGUUUAGUAACAGGACUCAGACUUGUCAGUGGUUUUUCGGUUGAUACUUCAUCUUUAUCCACAAUAAGGAAAAGAGAGACAUUUUGGAAACGGAAAUUGGACAGGUAUGAACCAACAGUUUUCUUCAAACAACGCAUGAAUGUUGUUGCAGGUAUUAUUGAUCUUUCCGAAGAAAUCCAUUUGGAAACAAAAUCGGUUAAACUUCCAUCGAUUGCAAAAGACGACGAUGAAUUCAUCAUGUCAACUCUUGUCGCCUUUAUUGGAAGAGUCUGCUGUACUUCGAGUGUCAAUGUUGGGUUAAUAGCCAAUAAAUUGCAAGUACCAAAGCACGUAGAGACGCUAUAUUCCGACAUUUGUCCUGCAAUUUUCCAGUUGAAUAUGGCAAGUCAAAUUUGUGAUGUCCUAAAUGCAUGCCAAGGAGAUUUGAAGAAAUAUGGUGACUCUUCGAGCUUUCUGAUUGAUGUUUUCCACAGAUAUCCUGAACUCCGUGAACGAAAGCAAACAUUGCAUCACAACAUAGUAAUUGGAAAAUCAGUUGAUUUGUUGUCGGACAUACUUGUAGGAAAGAAAGUUCUACAAGACUGCAACAUUCUACUUCUCUACUCUGUUGAAACAAAUGAAAUUUACAUUCAUUACAGCAAGAAACCUGGUCAAGAUCUUGGUUUCAUAUUUGACAUUUUUAAACACUUCCCAGUCUUCUUAAGCUCGAUCACAAAGAAAACAUCGCAAUUGUUGUGUGAUGUAUCUCUCGUACCGCAAGAAGAAUUGAAAGUACUAUACCCUCCUCCAACCGAAAACCAAAACCAACAAGCAAGUAUAUCUAUGAUUGAUAUUCUUGAGAACUGUGCUGAUCACUACAGUAGUAGGAUAGCCCUAAAGACAUCCACAAUGUCAUGUUCCUAUCAAAAGGUAAUGCAAAUGGUAGGAUGUUUUUCAGCACUUCUACGGGAAACUGCUUUGAACGGGCGAAAGAGAGUCAUAGGCUUACAUUUACCAAAUUCAAUUGCAUAUGUUGUGUCAGUUCUUUCCGUCUUAAAAUGCAAGCAUGUUUUUCUCCCACUCCCUUUAGACUAUCCGAAAGAACGUCUGAUCUUUACAGUAAACGAUUGUCGAGUUCAAACGAUUGUCACGACAAAGGAGAGGGUAGACAAACUGAAUAUUAAUGAACUGCGAGCAAAUCCUAAACUAGUCAAUGCUGGAACAAUUGACGGAGUUGACUUGUACAUUGUACAAUUUUCUGAGGUUAAUGAGUUUGAAAAAACGCAUUCUAUGCUUCUGCAGCAAAAAGACAACUUUGAGAAUCUUGCAUACAUUAUGUACACGUCAGGAUCAACUGGAAAACCAAAAGGUGUAAAAGUGAGAGAAAGUUCUGUAGUCAACCUUGCCAAAGCACAAAUACAGCUUUGGGAUUUAAAACCUCAGGACAUCAUAGGCCAAUUUGCUUCCAUUGGUUUUGAUGCCACUGUUUCAGAAAUAUUUACUGCUGUAUUUUCUGGAGCCAGUCUUGUAAUUUUCAAAGAGAAAGAACGACUAGGCCAGGAAUUUCUCUUAGCCAUGAAUAAACACAAAAUUUCAACGAUAACACUCCCACCGUCGUUACUGAAUGUUUACAGCCCAAAGGAUUUGCCUUAUUUGAAAAAAAUUGUGACGGCAGGAGAAGCUUGCACCCUGUCAACAGCGGUGAAAUGGGCUGAGAAAAAUGAAAGAAGGUUCUUUAAUGCAUACGGACCAACAGAAGCAACCGUUUGUGCUACUUGCUUUGAAUUUAUUCCAGAAAACAAGCACGAAGAUGUCAAUUGCGACCUAUCAAUAGGAACCUCUAUUCCAGGUGUUGACGUUUACCUGUUUGACGAUUACAUGAAACCUCUACCUCCUGGAGUAAUUGGGGAAAUUUAUAUUGGAGGACUUGGUCUUUCCGAAGGUUAUCAUGGUCAUGCAAGCCACCUGACAAAAGAAAGAUUUGUACAACAUCCCUUGAUAAAUUCUCCAACAACUCUCUACAAAACAGGGGAUCAUGGUUUGCAGGAUUCUGAUGGUAAUAUUACCUUUGUCGGGCGUUUGGACGACAUGUUGAAAAUUCGAGGUCAAAGAGUAGAUCUGAAUGAAAUCGAACAAGUGCUCAUUCAGCAUCCGAAGGUAGAUGUCGCUGUAGUUGUUCCUCAUAGAUGCAUUAACAACAACGAACUAUCAAUAGCUGCUUUCGUUUCACCAACUUUCAUCUUUUCUUCAGAGCUACGAGAAUAUCUUGUUAAGGUUUUGCCGAAAUUUAUGAUUCCAAAUUCCAUCAAAAAACUGGAUAUAUCUGAGUUUCCAAAAACAAUAAAUGGUAAACUGGACAGGAAAAAACUAGAAAAAGACGAAUCUAUUCAUGAACAAAAUCAAGCUGUUGGACACAGUCAUCUUAACGAAAUCCAGCUCCAGAUCGCACAAAUCUGGUGUACAGUUUUAAAAUUAAACCCUUCCUUUGCCUACUCACUACAUAGACAGAGUUCAUUUAGCGAAUUGGGGGGAAAUUCGCUUCAACUGGUACUUUUGCAGAGACAUUUAGAGGAUGCAUUUGGUCUACCACUUUCUUUUAGUGACAUUGGCUCUGCAGAUACAAUUGAGGAAUUUUCAGAUGUGGUUAAAAGAAAGAGAGAUGUUUUGAAGAAAAAUGAACAAAUUUAUUCACAAGAUGACGAAAGCCUCCGAAAUUUGAUUAUCGGUGAUUCUAACCUGACAAGAGAUCUAUUUCUAUCACAGGCAAGAAGAGGGUCUGUUGAUAUGCCACAUAUAUCAGCAACAAAUCCUAAAAGUUAUUUAAGAUAUCCGAAGAAUAUUCUUAUCUCAGGGGUUACAGGUUUCCUCGGUGCUUACUUGCUUUCUGAACUUCUGGAAAAAAGCAACGCUCAUAUUUGCUGCAUGGUUCGAGAAACGUCUGAAACAAGAGGAAUAGGGCGAAUAUUCGAAAAUUUACGCCGAUAUGACCUUUUCAAAUUUGAAUAUACCAAUCGAAUUGCUGUCGUCAUAUCUGAUUUGUCACAACCACGCUUGGGUAUAGCUCCAGAUAUUUACAAAUCCUUAUGCAAUUCCAUUGACGCUGUGUACAUGAAUGCUGCAAUGAUGAAUUUCAACACAGAUUACCAUGACCACAGGACAGCAAAUGUAUUAAGCACCAAAGAAUUCAUCAAGUUUGCAUUAACAGGAGUCCAGAAAAUGCUUUUUUCUACUUCAACCUUAGGAGUUUUUCUGUUUCCGCCUAAAUCAGCACCAGGAGAGCCAAACAACCAGAUCUUAUACGAGUGCGACGAAAUGGAGGACCCCAUUGAGAUUGCUGGAGGUUAUGGUCAAAGUAAAUGGGCAAGCGAACGACUUGUUAUGCAGGCCCUAGACUUAUUACCAGGAGGGGCUAUAUUUCGACCCGCUAGAAUAAGUGGCUGCACCCUUAACGGUUUUGGACCAAAGAAUGAUCUCUUUGCAUCUACACUCAUCGGAAUGAGGAAAUUGGGUUACUAUCCGGAUAUGGAUUUUCCAUACGAUUUAACACCUGUUGAUUAUGUAGCGAAAGCAAUUGUAGAAAUUUCGCUAAGAAUAUGUAACGACAGAGGAAAGAAUUAUGAACGUGUUUUCCAUCUUUUCAACAGGAAUACAAUGCCUUUCAACCGACUUUUUGAUGGAGAAAACAUCAAACCUUUGUCUUUGGAAGAAUGGAGAAAGGUGUUAAAGUCUGCUCCAGAAGACAAUAAAGAACUCAUCCCAUUGACUCCAUUCUUCUUCUCUUCGUUCUGGGACAGAUCGCCAUAUUGGCCUAUAUUUGACACCACAAAUACAGACUUUUUAAUCUCCAAUGAAACCAAACAGCUAUUGAGACCAAGUAAAGAACUCCUUUUAGUGUACAAAAAAUACUUUGGUAUGAUAAAUUAAUCAUCGGAAAACAAAUUGGAAAUAAAUAAUAAUGUUAUUAUUUUCUAA